Molecule: messenger RNA, 3249 nt
Organism: Pangasianodon hypophthalmus (striped catfish)
Lineage: Eukaryota; Metazoa; Chordata; Actinopteri; Siluriformes; Pangasiidae
Gene: trib3
Product: tribbles pseudokinase 3
Exons: 4
Coding region: 864-1910 (348 amino acids)
Biological process (GO): protein phosphorylation; positive regulation of proteasomal ubiquitin-dependent protein catabolic process; regulation of MAP kinase activity
Cellular component (GO): nucleus
Molecular function (GO): protein kinase activity; mitogen-activated protein kinase kinase binding; ATP binding
Source: RefSeq, a predicted model, not a curated record
GAGAGGUGGAGCUCGAGAUGUUGCAAUCGCGCUAAGUACAGCAUCAUCGAGGCGAAGCUGGUGUCACGCAGAAAAGCAUAAUAGGAGUCGCCGACUAAACUGAGAGCCCACAAAUCGGACGGUCAGGUGGAGGGGCCACGUCUGAUUUGAAAGCUCAUUCAUCAACGGAUCUUAAGUACCGCUUCAAGGCUUAACAGCAGACUAGGUCCUCUGGGGUCGGGACACGUUUUCCUCCCCCACACCUCACGUUUGCUAACUUUCUGGACAACUUUUUUUUUUUUUUCGUUAAAAACGUACAAUAAACUCUUACGCCAAACUUUUUUUUAUCUGGUGUGUUCGUCGAACAGCUUUGCUUUAAGGACUGUGUUGCUCGAGAAAUCGACGUUGUUCCUGUGAGAAUCAGCCUCCAUUCAGCGGGACUAAGGAACAAAGACAUUAGUGUCACCAAGAAGAAGCGCUGGAUUCUAUUUCCACUUCGACACUCAUCAUUAUUUACCUAACAACUUUCCAAAAGGAAACUACAGACUUCCAAGGCCGAAAGGAAUCCGGCUUCCUACUGAUUUUCCUCAGUAAUACCGUCUUGGAUACUUUGUGGAGUCGUAACUCAGUGAGCUACAGCUGAGGAGCAGGCACCGCGUCCUGACUGGCUCAUGCCAAUAAUUCGCCUGGAAGAGUUCUUGCGUUAGCUUCUAUACAUGUUCUAAGUUCAUUACUUUCAUUUUACUUUUAAAGUUUGUUUCUCAAGUUGGGGGAAAAAAAUGUACGGAGACAAAUAGCUGAGUUGGCUCCAACAACUGGCGCUGGAGUUUGAAGUACUAUUGUUCUGCUAUUGAAGAGGAGCGAGUCCUUUGUUCAGCAGCGAGAUGAGUGUGAACCUCUCAGCACCUGCGCCCCCAUUGCGACUGAAGCGAGUAGACUGUGAAGACCCCCACAACACCCACGCACUGAAAUGCAAGCGCCGUAAGCUGAGCCAACCCCCCUCCCCUGGUCUAGCCCCAUGCCUUCGGCCUCAAACUCACAGCACAGAGCACACAGGCCAAGAGAAGCUCUGUGUCUCUUCCAUUGGGCCCUAUAUUCUGCUGGAAGCCACAGAGGGCACUCAGACAUAUCGAGCUGUCCAUCGCAUCACUGAGCAAGAGCAUACCUGUAAGGUAUUUUCGAUGAGGAAGUACCAUGAGCUCAUUGCUCCGUACACCCGUCUGCUGCCCCACGAUAACAUUUGUAAGAUUUCAGAGGUAAUCAUGGGGGAGCAGAAUGUGUACAUCUUCUUUGAGCGCAACUACGGUGACAUGCACUCAUAUGUGCGCACCUGUAAGCGGCUCCAGGAGGACGAAGCUGUGCGUCUCUUCAGGCAGAUGGCGUCAGCAGUCAUGCACUGUCAUGAAAACGGCGUUGUCCUGAGAGACCUCAAGUUGCGCAAGUUUGUCUUUACUGAUGCACAAAGAACAAAGCUGGUUUUGCAGAACCUAGAAGACUCCUGUCUCCUGAAUGGAGAUGACGACUCUCUCACAGACAAACAUGGCUGCCCGGCCUAUGUGGGACCGGAGAUCUUGAACUCGCGGCAUUCAUACUCUGGAAAGGCAGCAGACAUUUGGAGCCUGGGAGUGGUACUCUACACCAUGCUGGUGGGUCGCUACCCCUUUCAAGAUGUGGAGCCUGCUGCCCUGUUCAGCAAAAUCCGCAGGGGUGCAUUCACAAUCCCAGAGACUCUGUCACCCAGAGCCAAGUCUCUAGUGUGCUGCAUGCUCAGAAAGUUACCUGUGGAGAGGUUGGAGGCUCCAGAUAUUUUGCUGCACCCAUGGCUCCACUGUAGCACCAAUGCCUUUGUCAGCCAGCAUCCCAACUCUAGGCACUCAACUGACCAAGUGGUGCCAGACUUUGAGAAAAGCGAUGAAGGAGACAGUUACUGAAGCUGGUGAAGCACCAGCAUGAACUUUCAUCUGCUUGUAUCUGCUUGGACUAUCAGGGAUCUCUGACUGUUUGCAGUGGUUGCAUACCAGGGAAGGCUGAGCAGAUUCAAAAUUCCAAGACAAAGAGAAUUGGAUUGCUGUUUGUAAGUCAACCUUCUCGCCUUUGUGGUCUGUGCAAAUAGACCUAAGAACACUGGUUUGAUUGGUUUAUUUCAACAUCUGGGAAAUACCUAUGGUGAUAGAUGCUGUUUAAGAGAAAAAUAAAAAGGGCUAUAAAAGGUUGAAAGUCUUGUGCAUUGGUGGCUUUAAAAAUGACUUUAGGAGUAGAUUUGCUAUUCAAAGCACAGCUAGACCUUUAGCCCACCGCUCCUUCAUACAUUCACUUCAGCAGUGUUGAGAUAUUCAUGUAUAUAUUUCAUACUGUGUACAUUUAAGUUGUUGAAAGACUUUGAAUCACCUGAUACCUCUGACUUGAAUCCUGGAAUACUUGAUGCACAGUAUGUGCCUUUUAGUAUGUACUGUUUACAUAAUUUUCAGUGAAACACAGUUAAAUAAUUUAAAGUGCCUUUUCACUAUGAAAAUAAGUUUAUAAUAAGUAGUUUUUUUUUUUUUUUUGGCAUAACCUACCAAAGAUUUAAGUUUCAUCACCAAACCUCAUUUAAUGUGUGGAUCUCUGAUAGGUUAGCUAAAGUGCUUACUUUUGCUUUCUUGUAUAUGAAGGGUUCAAAAAAAAAAGUAUGGUGUUUCACAACACUUAGAGACAUGUCUAUAGUAUUGUGACUCACCUUGGGCCUGAUUCACUCAGAUAACAUGGUAGAACAGGAAGGAUAAAUGCAGUGCCAUAGGACUAGGAGCUAUGUUAAUCCUGCUACAGUUCUGUAUAACCCUUCAAGAUAAAGCUUCCUCAGUGCCAGGUUUUUAAAAAUGUUCUGAGGAACCUGAUGUCAUUGUUGGCAUGUUGUCUUCGUUCAUAGGUAAAAACAUGACCUAAGGCUUGAGUACUGCCUGAUAUGUGUAUGUGCUGUGGGUGAACAUAGAUCCUGAAGAAUACAGACUGUUAGUUCACUUACACCACAGCACGUUUCCAUGUAAUGGUAAUGUGGUAUGUGGCAUGUGUGACACAUUUGAGGAAAAAGAAAGGCAUUACAGCUGUCAGUAAUGAUGCCUGCAUACAAUGCUUUGACUGUCAUCUGUUUGUCAAACUAUUUUGUGAAUUUGUAAAUAUCUUUUUCUAACCAUGGCAACAAAAGGACACUACAUUUUGUUCUCAGUUGAAGGGGUUGUUGUACUUGUUUUGUAAGUAUUUGUUGCCAGUACAAAUAAACAUGCACAAAAGAAA